AUGAGUUGGAUGCUCUCCAUCUGGGUGGCUGCGGCUCUGCUGGCUCUCUGUAGGGGACAAAACACUGUGUACGAAGGAAAUGGUCUGUCUUUAUCCGGCUACCAUCUAUGUAUUCACAAUGAGACGAGGAUGGUGAGUUUCCUGGCGAUGCAUAAGGUCCCCUACACAGCGACAAAGCCUUGUGGCGGCUGGCUUCUCUGGAAGACAUGUACAGUCACACUUUACCGAAUGAUCUAUCAGACUGAGUACAAGACGGCGAUGGAGCAAGUUACCAAGUGCUGCGAUGGCUACGCACAAGUCGGUCGUUACUGUGCCCUGUCUGUAAACAGGAGUGGGGAGUUCAUUGCCAAACCAGGCUCCUGUCCAACUGCAGAUGGACUGUAUCCCGGAUCUGAAGACUGUGAGUGGGACAUGGACUGCCCAGGCUGGCAAAAAUGCUGCCAGAGAUUGGGUCGCUGUUUCUGCAGUCAUCCUGCAAACUCAACUAAUUACUCUGAGAAUGGAGGAUCCCGUUUGAACGCAACAGUGACAGUGAAGACAGAUUACCAGCAGCUGAAGCUGAAGGAUAAAGGACUUCUGAAUCACACACGAUUACUACAAGCAAUGGUGACAGGAGCUUUGCAGUCUGAUGAAGUUUCAGUGUAUUACCUCAGCUCGUGGCCUGUGCAUCCAUACAGAACUGCUACCUCACUGCUGAUCGACUGCAACGUUACUCUGUCACUGUACAAUGUCACAUCAAAGCUGCAUCUUCUUCUCAAAAACAUAGAGGAGGUGUCAUCUGUAACUGUGGAAGAUGUAGAUGAGUGUGAGGAGUCUGCUCUCUAUCAGUGCUCCCCUCAUGCAGACUGCGACAACACGGUGGGCUCCUAUCAGUGUACCUGCCGCCAAGGAUAUAUUGAUGUUGAUCCUAGCAACCCUGGAGCCCAUUGUACAGCUGAUGUCAGGUUGUGGACCACCACAGAGACCCCCGUGACCUACCUGCCACCCAUGAACACAACUUACACCCAAACUUCCAACACCACACAGGACCCUCCAGACAUCAGCACCACUGGUGUCUUCAACUCCUCUGAGAUCAGCAUGACCACAGCUCUGAGUAACACCAGCUCUGUCCUUUAUAAUUCAUCACAUGCUCUGCCGUGGACAACGUCUGCUCCAUCUGCCAGCAUGAGCUCAACUGUGGAGUUACCUCUGCCGACAACCACAUGCUCUCCUCCCAGCAUCACCACCUUAACAUCAUCUAACAUCACUGGAACCUCCUUCUGUGUGUACUGGUCCAGCCAGUUUCAGUCAAACCAGACCUAUCAGGUUGCUAUAAGCAAGGGGUCAGAGGACAUUCAGUUUUGGGAAACCAGUCAGACCAUGAUGGAGGUGAGGGGACUGCAGCCUGGGGUGCUGUACAAUGUCACUGUCACGCCUUGUGCCUGCGGAAACCAAGGAGUCCCCCUGCGUAUAUCAGUCAGGACCGAUGCUCAGACUCUUGACGUCACAGCUCGACUUACCAACAUCCCUUUCACUGCUGACCUGCAGAACACCAGCAGUCAGGCCUACCAAAACCUCAGUGCGAGUAUUAUAGAGGAGAUCUACCAGUCUCUGUCUCCAGAGAUGAAGGCCAUGGUGGAUUCAGGCCAGGUGAGAAUCGAGAUCAGAAGCUUUUCACUGGGCAGUGUGGUGGUCAACUUCACCCUCAUCUUCACCCCCAUUCAAAGCCAAGACGUUAGUGAUGUGUCCACGGCUCUGCUGAACUCCCUGAUGAACAGCUCCAAAUACAGUGUGGAUAGAAACAACACAAGCAUACAUGAUUCUGAUGAAUGUUUGUCAGGGGAAAAUGACUGUUCCCAAUGGGCCAUAUGCACAAACACUUGGAGCUCUUACGGGUGUGUUUGCCUGGAGGGAUUUACUGACAACAACCCAGGCAGACCUGGACGAGCCUGUCAAGCAAUUUCUACCUUGGAGACAAUGGCACCAUCAGCGACACCCACAAUAUCUUCUACAGUUAGCACUACCCCUUUCUCUGUCAUGUCGCCCCCAAACAAUGAUCCAGCGUUAACCACUGUAACCACCACUCCUGGGAUAAUCACAUUCACUAUACACUCAAUAAAUGAAAUGGUCUCAACUACCACUCCAACAACAAUGACUACUGCCCCAACAACCACUACUACUGCCCCAACAACCCCUACUACUGCCCCAACAACGAUUACUACUGCCCCAACAACCAUUACUACUGCCCCAACAACCACCACUACUGCCCCAACAACCACCACUACUGCCCCAACAACCACCACUACUGCCCCAACAACCACCACUUCUGCCCCAACAACCACCACUUCUGCCCCAACAACCACCACUACUGCCUCAACAACCACCACUUCUGCCCCAACAACCACCACUACUGCCCCAACAACCACCACUACUGCCCCAACAACCUCCACUACUGACCCCACAAUCAACACUACUGACCCUACAGCAACCACUACUGCAAUGACAUACAUGACUUCUACCCCUACAACCGUUGCCAACCCGACAACCACCCUUACCACUGCUACAGCUGCCAUGAGAACUGCCACCAGUGUCUCUAUGUUAAAGGGCGUCUCAGUCCAGUGCAGGGUUGCUGCCAUCACUGUGACAGUUGCCAAGGAUUUUCUUCUGAACAACACAAUCAGGGAAAGCGCCCUGUACUUGGGCUUGCAGGAAUGUGGCGUCAAUGGAGGCAAUGACACCCAUGUCCAGCUGACUGUGGGCUGGGACGAUUGUGAUACCAGGCUUGUACAUAAUGAAACCUACUACACGGCAUCUGUAACCCUGUUCAACACCAUGGAUCCAUCCAUCUCACCCAGUGGAACAGUGGAGGUGCCCAAAAAACAGUUGGAGGUUCCCAUCAUGUGUACCUACCUGAAGAGCAUGCUUAUCUCUGCUGACUUUGGCUCCAUGGGGUAUAACAUGAUCAAAGAUGUCAUCAUGGGCUUGGGGUCAUUCCAGGUGACGGUGCAGCUGAUGAACGGUACAGUGCCUCUACCCCACAACUACAGCCUGUCCCCUGAUGACAUCGUGGUGGUGGAGGUCAGCCUGAACACCUCCUCAGAGCAGAUUAAAGUCAUCAUCAACAAGUGCUGGGCCACUCCAACCCCAAAUCCUGCAGACACCUACAGCUACACCUUCCUGGAGAACAGCUGUUCGCUGAACAUGUACACCAAAGUGUUGAUGAACGGAAACUCCAGCACGUCUCGCGUGUCUGUGCAGAUAUUCUCCUUCGUCAACCUGAAUGUGAUCUACCUGCACUGCCAGGUCCACAUCUGUGUGCAGAUUGGAUCAGAUACCUGUGUGCCUGACUGUUUUCAAAGAACAGCUCGAUCUUCAAACACGAUUGGUACAGCCUUUGGUUCCUCUGGACCUCUGCUCAGAUCAGCUCUAACAUUCUUGGAGGAGGAAUACAACACUCUUCAUAUAGUUGGCUUCUCCUGUCUUGGAGUCGGUCUGACGCUCAUCUUCAUUAUCGGUUUUGUGUGCCUUUUCUACUGCCAAAGGAAUCGCAUUGGACACUACAACUUCAGCGUCAAACCCAAGGAGGAGAACUUCACUUACCUUGUCUUCAACACCUAGGGGUGCAGCAGCACCCCCCAACCAAAGUCACAGGAUUGGAAAAUUGCAACAGCAGAUAAAUUCAGCAGGCUUUUACCGUGCAGUCGCCACUGGGUGUCACUGUUGCAUCAUUCACGCAUUAGUUCGCACCAAAUAUUGCAAGUCUUUGCACAUGAAUCAAUGAAGUACAGAAAUUUACAUUUCACCUGCCCAUCAAUAUGUAUUUAAAAUAUUAAAAUGAUAGAGUUGUUGCAUGUUUGUCAAAUAUAGAUACUACAAAUAUUUUAGAAAUAUUUAUUAUUUUAUUAAAUAACAUACCAUCAAUAC
This is a messenger RNA of Seriola dumerili (greater amberjack), 3903 nucleotides long. RefSeq names its product uromodulin like 1 (gene umodl1). Lineage: Eukaryota; Metazoa; Chordata; Actinopteri; Carangiformes; Carangidae. The record is from RefSeq and is a predicted model, not a curated record. Bases 1 to 3597 code for a protein of 1198 amino acids. Gene Ontology annotation, cellular component: cell surface; extracellular region. The transcript is spliced from 17 exons. Gene Ontology annotation, molecular function: protein binding; peptidase inhibitor activity; calcium ion binding.